AUGGAGAAGAACGACACUUCCGAGACGAUGAUCACCGUGGACGUCGAUCCGGAGGCUCUGAAUUGCCCAAGAUGUCUUCGUCCCCUCGAACCUCCGGUGUUCCAGUGCGCGGCCGGCCAUGUCGUGUGCUCGACCUGCCACGGCGACCUCCCGGACAAGGACAGGUGCGGGUCGUGCUUUGUCAACUCCGGCUUCAGCCGCUGCUUCAUCCCGACGAGCUACGGCCGCUGCUUGGCCUUGGAGCGUGUCCUGCAAUCCGUCCGUGUCGCCUGCCCACACGGCUGCGCCGCCACCAAGAUGCUCUACCACGAGAAGGCGGACCACCAAAAGACGUGUGCCGGAUCAUCAGCCGCCGUGGAGCAGCCGGCCGUGCUCCUCCAGCAAGGCCCCCCGGGUGACUGCAGCUACGAGCUUGUUUUGCCCAAGGUUCUGCCGUCAUCACGGGCGAGCGUCACCGUCACCAUCACCGGUGAUGACGUCGGGAAGAAGAAGAUCUGUGAUAGUGGCAAGAGCACAAUGGGAUCGUUGGUGAGGAUGGGUCCUUGCGGUGGCAUCGGUGGCAAUGUUAGGGAGACGAGCAUGUCAGAUGUCAACCGAAUCGUCGAGGUCAUCAUCCGCCAUGGCAACGCCGUGGACGCCAUUUCCGUCAUGUACGAGCGGAAGGGCAAGGAAGCGUGGACCGACAGGUGGGGCGGCGAAGGCGGCAAGCCCGCCCCGUUCAGUCUGCAGCAGGACGAGUACCUGACCAGCGUCCAUGGCCACUACGGCCAAUUCAAGGACACUGUCGUGAUAAGAUCGCUGACGCUUGUCAGCAACCUUCGCAGCUACGGGUCAUACGGGAAGGAGGACGGCGUGCCAUUCGCGCUCCACGCCGGCCCCGGUGGCAAGAUCAUCGGCUUCCACGCGCGAUCUGGCCAAUUCCUCGACGCGAUUGGCACCUAUGUGAAGAUGGACAAUUCUUGA
Molecule: messenger RNA, 963 nt
Organism: Aegilops tauschii subsp. strangulata
Lineage: Eukaryota; Viridiplantae; Streptophyta; Magnoliopsida; Poales; Poaceae
Molecular function (GO): carbohydrate binding
Source: RefSeq, a predicted model, not a curated record